Messenger RNA from Morus notabilis, 1392 nucleotides. Its product is annotated as phenolic glucoside malonyltransferase 1. NCBI's taxonomy places the organism in Eukaryota, Viridiplantae, Streptophyta, Magnoliopsida, Rosales, Moraceae. The coding region runs from base 1 to 1392 and encodes 463 amino acids. The record is from RefSeq and is a predicted model, not a curated record. The transcript has a single exon.
AUGACACCGCCGUGCAUGGUGAAAGUAAUGGAGAUUUUCAGGGUGGCUCCGACACCAGACCUAUCAGACUCCCCCGCCGGGCCUAAAUCUCUGCCCCUCACUUUCUUUGACAUUCUCUGGCUAAGGCUCCCACCAGUGCAACGCCUCUACUUUUACGGCAUCUCUACCUCCAAAACUUCAUUCUUCAAUUCGAUCAUUCCAAAGCUCAAACACUCACUCUCUCUCACCCUCCACCACUACCUCCCUCUCGCUGGAACCCUAACUUGGCCUCAAAACUCCCCCAAACCCUCGAUCGACUACUCCGACGGUGACGGAGUUUUGCUGACGAUAGCCGAGUCCGACAUGGACUUCUAUCACCUCUCCAGCAACGACGACUUCCGUCAAGCAACAGAUUGCCAUCCUCUCGUACCCCACCUCAAAGUGUCCCACGAAAGAGCAGAAGUGAUAUCAUUACAAGUCACUCUAUUUCCCAACUCCGGCUUCUGCAUCGGAAUCACCGCCCACCACGCCGUUCUUGACGGCAAAACUUCAACGUCGUUCAUGAAAUCAUGGGCUCAAAUAUGCAGAUCACUUGGCGGAGAAGAGCAACUUAGGCCUUUCUACGAUAGAACAGUCGUUAAAGACCCAGCCGGGCUAGAAACGAUUUACGCAAACGAGUGGCUAAAAGAAAACGGACCUAACAACAGAAGCCUAAUGACAUGGAAUAUCAAUCUUUCCCCGGGGCUAGUUCGUGGCACGUUCGAUUUGAGUCGAGAGAACAUAGACAAGUUGAAGAAAUCAGCCAUGAACAAGACAAUUAAUCAAGGAUUAAUACCACUUCAUAUGUCAACAUUUUCGGUCACGUGCAGCUACACGUGGGUUUGUGUAGUAAAAGCGUUGGGAAUAAGAGAAGAGAAGACACAUCUUGGCUUCAACGUAGAUUGUAGGUCUCGCCUGAAACCUGCUAUUCCGGCGACGUACUUCGGGAACUGCAUAAGCGGUCGGGGAGUGGUUGUAGAGGCGGAAAAUCUUUGGGGAGAAGAUGGGAUAAACUUUGCUUUGGAGGCGUUAAGUAAAGGUAUAAACAGUUUAGAUGAUGGGGUUUUGAAUGGGGCUGAGAAUUUGGCUUCGAUCAUUAUUGGUGCAAACGCUAAACGUAAAGUUGGUGAUGUAUCAAAUAGUAAAGUUAAAGGAGUUAGUUUUGCUGGGUCGCCAAGGUUUGAGGUUUAUUGCACUGAUUUUGGAUGGGGAAAGCCAAGGAAAGUGGAGAUGACUUCUAUAGACAGGACAGGAGCGAUUUGUCUUUCGGAUAGCAGAAAUGGGAAUGGAGGAGUAGAGAUCGGUUUGGUUCUGAGUGUUCCGGAAAUGGAAUGUUUUGCUUCAGAAUUUGUCAAAGGCCUUGAGAACCUUUGA